Molecule: messenger RNA, 3372 nt
Organism: Canariomyces notabilis
Lineage: Eukaryota; Fungi; Ascomycota; Sordariomycetes; Sordariales; Chaetomiaceae
Product: ArfGap-domain-containing protein
Exons: 6
Coding region: 1-3372 (1123 amino acids)
Biological process (GO): intra-Golgi vesicle-mediated transport
Cellular component (GO): cytoplasm; endosome; trans-Golgi network
Molecular function (GO): GTPase activator activity; protein binding
Source: RefSeq, a predicted model, not a curated record
AUGGGCAACGUUAGCAGCGUGCCCGACGAGGGUGCAUCUCUCUAUCUUAGAGACCAGAACCGAUUAUCUAUCUCUUCCGCCGUCAUAACUAGCCCGAAAAAGCGCACUUCAAUCAACAUCUUUCCAAAUGCAUUCCCUGCUACACGAGUAUCCGCAUCACGAGCCCUCGGCGACUCCAACCCCGUGGAGUUCAUCCUAGACACGGAAGCAUCCAGCGCUGCUGCAGCCCCUUCGUUCCUCCUGAAACUCGCCAAUGAUGACGACCUUUUAUUCACAUUCACAUUCGUUAUCCGCAGGCCACAACAUGCCGCUCCAAGCCCAACUGGUAGUCCCGAGCCCACAGCCCUCCCAGAUACUCAGAUCAACGGCCUCACAUUCGUCUUUGCUUCAAACCCCCGUGAAGUCGAGAAUCUCGUCACACGCGAGUUCCAUGCAGAUCCCAACCUGCACAAGAAUGCCAAUGUUGAACUUGUUGGGAGCUAUUCAACCGAAGGCAGCGCAUCAGUGACAUUUGACUGGACAUGGCGCUGGAAGCCGCCAAAGUCGGCCGAGGACAAAGGGGGUGGCUGGCGGAACUCAUGCAGUUUCGUCGAGUACGACCAACGGGCCCAUCGCCUUCACACCUUAGCCAGUUUCUCCUUCUACGUCGCCAACGCCUCUCCGUAUCUCAGCCAACCCAAUUCGCCAACUCCUCCUCUCCUGAGCGCUCCACCAAAGGUUCGUGUGGUAUCAGCGCAGUCGCUGGAAUCCCAGAUCAGCACCAUACCGGAACACGAUGAGUUUACCUCCCCGCAGCCGCCUCUCCUGGAUCCAGCGAACAGUGCGCCAUCCGCUCCGCCGCCUACUGCAAAGGAGCCGAUCAAGGUCGACGUAGCCUGUCCUCGACCGGGCGAGGACAUGUCUGUCUCUGACGACGGGCCCGUGUUUCGGGCGACCAUGAAAGCACUCGAGCAGAAGACAGGCAACAUGAGAAUGCAGAUGAAGAGGUUGAUCAAGAAGGCCGAGCAGGUCUACGCCGCGCAACAAGAGGCAAACGAUGCGUUUGCUGGAUUCAUGGAGGCUUUGAAGGACAUGGCAUCGACCAAUGCCAACGCGGUCCAGCCCGCCAUCGAGCACUACUUUGACAAGAUCGCCCGCGAGAUCCUGCUAUAUGAGCGGAAGAAUACCGCAAAUCUGCAGAAAAUUGUCAUCGACCCCGUGAGCAAGCUGUACCAGAUGGAUAUCAAGCAGGCUGAGGCGAAGAAGCGCGAUUUUGAAGAGGAGAGCAAGGACUUCUACGCCUAUGUCAGCCGCUACUUAGGCCAGCGCCACGACUCGGUCAAGGCGAAGCAGAGCGAUUCAAAGUACCAGACGAAGCGUAAGAAUUUCGAGUUAAAGCGCUUCGACUAUUCGUCUUUUAUGCAGGAUCUAUCAGGUGGCCGCAAAGAACAGGAGAUCCUGUCACACCUCACGAAAUACGCAGACGCGCAGGCCAGAAAUUUUCUAGACACUGCCAAAAAGGUCGAUGAGUUGCUCCCGCAGCUCGAAGCCCUCUCCACCGAGGUUCAGGAGGCGGACAAGGAGUAUCAGUACCAACGCCGGGAACGGGAAGAAAAGCGGAGGCUUCUAGAGAAGAGCAACCUCCCCUAUUUGGAACCAGAACCGCCAUCCACCUCGUCGGGAUCGAGCGCUGCACCAGGCCAGGCGAACGGGAAUUUGUCCAACAACUCGGACACUGAGAUCGGCCGCGCGGACAGCACAGGAUCACAGCUGAGAUUGACACGCUCGACAAAUGCAAGUAGCCCCUCAAAUGCAGGCGAUCUGUCUAGGUCACCUGGGAGCCUCAACCAGCAAACUGCCAUUGGCAGUCCGCAACAAAGUUCCAAAUUCAAGGGCAUCCGUGAUUUGGAGGAGCGGGAUCCCAGCCAACCGGUGCCAUCCGAGAAAGAGGCUGCCAAUAGGAAAGAAGGCCUCCUUUGGGCGCUGAAUCGGCCGGGCGGUCACGUAGAUCCACGGAAUUUAAACAAGCAGGGUUGGCAUAAGUUUUGGAUAGUCCUCGACCAAGGGAAGCUGUCCGAGUACAGCAACUGGAAACAGAGAUUGGAUCUUCAUAUGGAUCCAAUUGACUUGCGUCUGGCCUCCGUUCGAGAGGCCAGGAAUGCAGAGCGCCGUUUCUGCUUUGAAGUUAUUACUCCGCAGUUUAAACGAGUUUACCAAGCAACAUCCGAAGAGGACAUGAAUAGUUGGAUCAUGGCUAUCAACAAUGCGCUGCAGAGCGCUGUCGAGGGACGCUCCUUCAAGGACAAGCCGCCGACAGCCCCUGGUGACUCCGGUUUAAACGGGGUAGACAUCGGCUCGGUGCUGAUAGGCAAAAGCACGUCACUCAGCCAUUCGAGCCACAGCUCAAGCGCCGCCCCCCUGAGGCGGACGACCGUUGGCCAUCGCCCUGGCACUUCACGCGGCAUCAGCUACGAGGAGCGGCCUGAUAAGCUGCUCCAGAUGCUCCGUGAGAAUGACCAAGGGAAUUCAUGGUGUGCCGACUGCGGCUCCAGCAACAAGGUUGAGUGGGUGUCGCUCAAUCUCGCAAUCAUAGUCUGCAUUGAGUGCAGCGGUAUCCACCGGUCCCUAGGUACACACAUCAGCAAGAUCAGGUCCCUCACCCUCGACACAACCUCCUUUACCCCGGAUAUCAUUGAGCUUCUUCUCCUUGUUGGGAAUAGGGUGUCCAACAUGGUCUUUGAAGCCAAGCUGGACCCGGCGCAGAAACUCACACCACAGGCCACCCGGGAGCAGCGCCUCAAAUUCAUCACGGCCAAGUACGUCGACAGAGCGUACGUAGAGCCUCUAUCCAGCACAUUGUCCCGAUUCGCCACUGCCGAUGAUACCCUCCUCGCGGCGAUCAAGAGGAAUGAGAUCCAGCAGAUCAUAUACGCGCUGGCGCUCCGAGCCAACCCCAACGUGACGGACAAAUCCCGAGGCACUCACGCCAUCUACCUGGCCCUCGCGGCAGCCGACCCCGCUCCGCCCUCCCCUAUCCCAAACCAAGCCGCCCCACCCACGCCAGCCGCAGUCGACAGAGUCGUUCCCUUCCCCGUAGCCGAGCUCCUCAUCCAGAACGGCGCUGAACUCCCAGACUCCCUCCCGCAGGUACCCCUCAGCCUGGCCGCGCAGGCCUACAUUGAUCUGAAGCGCGGUCGAAAGGCUGCGAUAGAGGGUUACCACCACGACUCUGCGGGGGCCGGGGCGGGGGUCUCGCUCCUCUCGUCGUCUUCGCCGUCGUCAUCCCUGAUGGCGGCGGGAGACAAUAAUAGUAAUAGUAAUAACAAUAGCAAGCUCCUUAAGCGGGUCAGCGCCGGCGGCAGGCUCGCCAAGUCGCCUAUCCCCGAACGAUAG